This is a messenger RNA of Symbiodinium natans, 627 nucleotides long. The record is from the annotation of a GenBank genome assembly. Lineage: Eukaryota; Dinophyceae; Suessiales; Symbiodiniaceae.
AUGCAGGACUUGAAGUUGGAGAAUGUAAUGCUCGAUUCUGGUGGAGAUGGCAAGUCUUCGAAGCACGUAUCCCAGCUUGGGGAAGUCAAGCCUGCCAGCGCAAGCGGUGAAGGCUGUGGCUGUGGCUCCGUGAGUCACGUGCACGACGUGACGCAUGUGAUCGAUUUCGACACAUUGGAAUCAUGGUGCCCCUCCAAUGCUUCGGCCAAGGAUGUGGUUGGCACGGACCAGUAUAUUUCCCAGGAAGCCUAUGCCGGGAAGUAUUCGCCCCUGUCGGACAUCUUUGCCUGUGGGGUGAUUCUGUACAGACUACUGACAGGAAAGUUUCCGUUUCACGACGACAUGUUUGAUGAUGAGGCUGGCGAGAACUGGGUCGGCAGCCCCAAAAUGGCCCAAAUUCGGCGAAGGCUGAAAGUGGCCAAGGUAGACUUCUCAAAGGAAGUCUUCCAAGAAAACAGCGAUGCUGGCGAUCUUGUCAUGCGCAUGCUUGCGUACCAGGAAAACCAGAGACCGACCGCCUCCGCGGCAUUAGAGCAUCCUUGGUUCCAGGACUCGCGCGCGGCUCCGCAGGUGCCGCCCUACAUCCAGGAGCUAGUGGACGAUGGCAUCGUUGUCGGCGAGGCGUAG